Molecule: messenger RNA, 848 nt
Organism: Rhizophagus irregularis DAOM 181602=DAOM 197198
Lineage: Eukaryota; Fungi; Glomeromycota; Glomeromycetes; Glomerales; Glomeraceae
Source: RefSeq, a predicted model, not a curated record
UUGUUUAAAAGUUUCGAUUCAAACUUACCGAGGUCGAACCAAAAACGUAGUAACUCGACUGCAUUUGGGGUAAUUCAUUUGAUCCUUUUAAAAAUGUUCAAUAAAUCACUACCAUUUGACAGUUUAUAUUCGGAUAUAUCAGAUGGGUUUGAGAUAGGUAGCUUUGUUUCACUUUUUAGCCCGCUUUCAUCGAUGCUUUUUAUCAGGACAGCUUCGUUUUCUUCAUCAAGCAACACACUACAUUCUUCUUCAUCCUCACAAUCUUUCCUUUUCUUCAAUGAUUUGUUCUGAAUGUAUACUGUUAUCGUUGAUUUUUAGGCUAAAAAACAUUCCGUCAGAAAGAAUAUAAUUAUAUGAAAUUGAUAGAGCAAAAACCAGUAUUGCUAAUUUUUCUUUUUUGUACUAUUCUCGUUGAAGGAUCCAGUCGUCCAAUCGAACCCGAAACAGAAAGAAUCCAAUCGGACCUGGAACCAAGGAGCAAACCCGAUCAUCGAAGACGAAGCUCUACCGAUACUGAUUCAUUCCAUGACUCUGAUCUACAAGAGAAAGCACAAGUGCCGUUCAAUAUCAGCCGAAAAUCCAGGAAGUCAACUUCCGAAGCUAUAUGUCCAAGGAGACCGAAAACCCGCCAAAAACUUAUUUCCAAUGAGAUCAAAUAACUGCAUCCAUGAGAAAUUCAUCGCUGAAUUAAUUAAAGCCGAAAGAACCUAAGAAUUUUUUAUUCAAUUAUUAUUGAAGAGACCUGUCAAAUUUUUGUACAUACAAGUGAGAAGGUAAAAAGAUACCUUAUACACUCGUAUCGGAUUUAAAGGAACUUUUGGUUUUGAUUAAAGAGCAUCGGUUUGAGC